AUGUCUAGGAAGGGACCAUUCACCUGCUCCAAAUGCAACAAAGCAUUCAAGAAAUUGUCGCAACAAAGGGCCCACGAACGGCUUAAGCACGACCCGGCUUCACGUUUCCUCUGCGAGUUUCCCUCCUGCAACUUCACAACCGCGUCCAGACGUUCCCUGAAAAAUCAUGCCGUCGUACACGAUCCCGACGCCAAGGUACACGUAUGCCAGUUUCCCGGCUGUGAAUACGUGACCAGGAACAGAUGUGACCUGGAAAAGCACGCCCCCGUGCACGAUCCCAACGCUGAGCAAUUCGCAUGCGAGUUUCCCGGCUGUAUAUACACGACCAAGCACAAACGUGGCCUGAAAAGUCAUGCCAUCGUACACGAUCCCGACGCUAAGCGAUUCGCGUGCCAGUUUCCAGGCUGUGAAUUCGUGACCAAACAUGAACAAAACCUAAAACGGCAUGGAGUUCGUUGUGCACGAGUCCGAGCCUGA
This is a messenger RNA of Coprinopsis cinerea okayama7#130, 477 nucleotides long. Its product is annotated as zinc-finger domain-containing protein-containing protein. The coding region runs from base 1 to 477 and encodes 158 amino acids. The transcript has a single exon. Gene Ontology annotation, biological process: regulation of transcription by RNA polymerase II. The record is from RefSeq and is a predicted model, not a curated record. Gene Ontology annotation, cellular component: nucleus. Lineage: Eukaryota; Fungi; Basidiomycota; Agaricomycetes; Agaricales; Psathyrellaceae.